GAGGGAGAGCAAACGGAUUCGAGGGAGGACCUAAUUGUCCUAUAGCUUUGACCUAAACCCUAAAAUCGAGGGCUCUGCGGGCAGUCGGAGCACCCUCUUUGAUCAAAAGCGACUUCACAUAGCUCGUUUUUUUUAUUCUGAAAUACAAAAGGGUGAUGGAAACACAGAAGAAAGCUAGGGAACAUAGCCUACACCAUAUAGUUGAUGAUAUCGGUGGAGCAUUUGGAAUGGGAGCUAUUGGAGGUUCUGUGUUUCAUUUCUUAAAAGGGACUUACAAUUCCUCGAAAGGACGUCGUUUCGUUGGAGGAGCACAAGCUGUGAGCAUGAACGCUCCUCGUAUAGGAGGUAGUUUUGCUGUUGUUGGAGGUCUUUUCUCGGCGUUUGACUACACGAUGGUGUACAUUAGGAAGAAAGAAGAUCCAUGGAACUCGAUCAUAGCAGGUGCUGCUACAGGUGGGUUUCUGUCUAUGCGACAAGGCCUCGCUGCUGCUUCAAGUUCAGCUCUUAUGGGAGGGCUUUUACUUGCUUUGGUCAAAGGGGUUCAUUAAAUGUUUUAAACCAGUAAGCUUUCAUUGGGAGCUUUCUCUGCUCAAUCUUGGAAUCUAUAUACUCUUUUGUUUAACUCAUUCUACAGUAAUUCAUGUGUUGUUGGUAGUUAAGAACUCAAACGCCAUAAAGAGUAUAAUAAACAACUUAAUCAUUAAAGAGCAUUGAGGCAGAUAUAAUAAACACAGCCCCAAAAGGUAGAUAGAUCAUUGGUUUCUCACUUAUUUACAUACAAACCUUAACAAGGACCUUCACCAAUACAACCAUCCACUAGAAACAAAACCAAAACCAAAACCAAAACCGAAACCAAUUCCUUUUUCCCCUAAACAGGAUCUUUAGAUAACAAAGUUUUCUUGUCCCCUC
Eruca vesicaria subsp. sativa (arugula) is the source of this 909-nucleotide messenger RNA. The record is from the annotation of a GenBank genome assembly. Lineage: Eukaryota; Viridiplantae; Streptophyta; Magnoliopsida; Brassicales; Brassicaceae.